This is a messenger RNA of Quercus robur (English oak), 2264 nucleotides long. Its product is annotated as mitogen-activated protein kinase kinase kinase 5-like. The coding region runs from base 349 to 1689 and encodes 446 amino acids. The transcript is spliced from 10 exons. Lineage: Eukaryota; Viridiplantae; Streptophyta; Magnoliopsida; Fagales; Fagaceae. The record is from RefSeq and is a predicted model, not a curated record. Gene Ontology annotation, molecular function: ATP binding; protein kinase activity. Gene Ontology annotation, biological process: protein phosphorylation.
GGCCUUUUUUUUCUUUUCCUUCUUUUCUCCUCAGCGUGUCUCACACGCUUGAGUUUUGGAAGCUUGAGGAAGUAAGCUCAUGAAUUGAGCUUUGACUUAUGUGACAAGAGGGCUGAACCCCCUAGGUGCCAUGCACCCAACACAUUGUAAUCUUCAUUACAUCAAAAUCAAAUGGAGAUAAUUUGUUUAUUUCCAAAUCUCACUCUCUCCCUCCGUCUGUGACUCUCUCUCUCUCUCUCAGAUCAACACGGCGGAGGUUUCCAAGAACUUCGAUUCCGUCAAGUUCGGUCUGAUUCACAUCAGCCGAGUGGUUUCUCUCUUAGAGCUCCGACUUGUUGAGAACAAUUUAUGGCAGCAGCAGUGGUUGGAGGGGCUGUUCUUGGGGCAGCACUUGGAGCGAGCUUUGCGGAUUUACAUGACACAGUUAGGGAUGUGUUAUACAAAGCCAAGAACUUCAAACCCAUUCUUACACGCCUCAAAUCCACGUUAGAUCGUUUGGAGCCUAUAAUGAUAUAUGCAAAACAAUUUGAUUGCCCAAAAGGGGAAGAAACAUGGGGCUUGAUCCAACAAAUGAAAAUGGGUGAGAACCUGGUUCGCAAUUUCUUGAAAAUCCGGUGGUGGAAAUUCUAUCUCAAAUUCUUAUACUGUCGCAGACUUGAAAAGUUGGACAACAGUAUCGUCAGGUUCUUUCUGGUUGAUUUGCAUAUAGUGCCGACUAUAGGGACGCAAAUAUGGAAGACGGUGCAAAUGCAUUGUCCUGAUUUCAAAUUGAAAGUGCAAAGUAUUUGUCCUGGAGCAGCCACACCUUCACCGUUUGCUCCCACUCCCCAGCCUUUUGCUGAAAUAUUGGUGUCAUUAGGUAUAGAUAGCCAAUGGCAAAAAGAAAAACUUCUUGGGCGCGGUUCAUUUGGAAGUGUUUACUUGGCCACCAAAUGGAAUACUCGAGUUUCAUGUGCAAUAAAGGAAGUUAGAAUAUUUCCUGAUGACGAAAGAUCUGCAGUCUCUAUAAAGCAGUUAUGGCAGGAAAUCAAACUUCUCAGCGAGCUAAAGCAUCCAAAUAUUGUGCAAUAUUAUGGCAGCGAAAUAGUUGAUAGCUGGUUUCGUAUAUAUCUGGAGUAUGUUCCUAGAGGUUCAAUCAAAAAAUAUAUUAAGGAUAAUGGAGCCAUACCAGAAUCUGAUAUUCGCCGGUUUACUACCCAUAUUCUCUCUGGGUUGGAUUACUUGCAUAGCAAUAAUAUAGUUCACAGGGACAUCAAAGGGGCUAAUUUGCUCAUUGAUUCAUCUGGAGUUGUCAGGCUUGCUGAUUUUGGGACGGCUAAAUGUCUUGCUCUACACGCAGACCCAGCUAAGCUUUAUUUUAUUGGAACUGCACACUGGACGGCUCCAGAGCUCGUGCAUGGUUUGGAGCCUUCCAGCCCUAAUGCUGUUCUUGCCAUAGAUAUUUGGAGUGUAGGUUGUACUGUUCUUGAAAUGUUAACUGGAAGACUUCCCUGGGGUGAUCUUGAACCGGUAGCAGUCAUUUACAGGUUAGGUAAAGGGAUGACCCCUCCUAUACCUGAAACAUUGUCACCUGUGGGCAAGGAAUUUUUGAGUCUCUGCCUUAAGAUAAAUCCUGCAGAUAGGCCAUCUGCUACAAGCUUACUAGAACAUCCCUUCGUGAAGAACUCGGAGCAGCUGGAUGGCAACUGAGCAUUUAAUGGGAAGAACCUGACGAUAAAUAUAAUUGUCAUGCCAUUUAUUGUUGCUAAAUUGUUGUUUUUAUUAUAGUUUGUCUUACAUUGUUAGGAUAAACCACAUAGACCAAAAGAACAUUCUGAACUUUUCAAAAAAAUAAAUAAAUAAAUAACAUUCUGAAAAUAAUCAUGAUCAUCCCAGCCCUUCUGGAGAAAGGGAAAAACUACUGGCUUUUUGUCAUGGGCUGUGUUGAUAUGCAGCUGUUGAAAUUGGAUUAUAGACUUCACAGAUGCUAUAGUAUGUGACUUGCAGCCAUAGGGUGUUGUGAUAGUAGAUUAAUUGCCUCGUUUUUUUUUUAUCAUUGAAAGCUCUGAAGUUAGAAAAGCUUCUUCAUUCUGGAAGUUAAUUCUGCAUGGGAAUUUAGAAGCAGUUUUGCAUACUACUCAUUUAGAGCUUCAGAUAUCACGGUUACUUAACCAUACUUUCUGAUGCUAAUACUUUUACCUCCAUGUACAAUUGGAGUCAAUAAAUGAAUUUGUAGAUAUUGGAUGUUGAAAUUAUUGAUCUAUCUUAUCCUCUCAUUUUAACUA